CCGGGCGACGCUGCAAGCAGUGUGGUGACGUGACGAGUUUACAGGUUUCAUUAAAGGGGGUUUCAGUUAAGAUUCUUCAGGAAUUACUAUGAUCGCCUCGUAGUGAGACCAUCUUCUUGUCAUUAAGACCUUACAUAACUGCGCUUUGUGUUUGAAAAAAAUUAUACUUCAGUUUUCUGCAACUGACGUAUUCUGUGACAAGAGCAGCUGGAUUCAGAGGAUACAAUUGUGAAAGAGGCUAUGGGAUUAUCUUUGAAAGGAUUAAUCAAAGCCAUGAAGUUUCAAGAAGGCUGUGCUUUCAUUCACUGUCCAUCUUUUAUGUACUGAUUCUGGAUGAAUUUGCCCUUGUAUUUUAUGUUUUCAUUUUUCAAGGAAUAAAAGAGGACUAGAGGUCAACCAGUGGAGUGCUGUGGAUGCACUAUUUUUGGACAAUAAUCUGAUUCUCCAGUGGGAUACUUUAUGAAAGACGAACCCUGGAAGAUUUGAAAUGGACUUUUGCAUGGAAGUCGAAGCCGUAGGCCCAGGGCAGUGAAGGAUGAACAGAAAAUAAUUUGAUAUAUCAUGUUGUUGCCUUCUAAAACCUUCUGGGAUUUGCCUUCCAAUAAAUUCUGUAGGUUAUUAAAUGCUGUUUUUGCAACCUCAGCUGUCAAGCGUUUCCCAGAUUUACACAGUGCAAAAUGAACACUCAACCCAAACGUUGGCUCUAAAAGGAAGCUUGAUAAAGGAAUAAUGAACGACGGAGCGCAGCCUGAGCACAAAUUCCAGGUCAAAGCAGACUUUUUGUUUCAUGCCGCAAGUGAUGAUUCGCCGGUCUCUCCAGGGGACCGGUGUGGACGAAGUGUCUCAUGGGAGCCAGGCUGUUUGGGAGAUGCAGCUGAAAAAACCACCCUGCAGGACAGCCAAGCCUUUUGCCUGCAGAAUGCAAGAGCUACAGAAGCACCAGGGGGACAGGUGGGCUUGGCAGCCGAUGGUCAUGAUGGCACCGGUAAGAGCCAAGCCUCCCUAGACAGGAGUCCUGAGGAGAACCAUCAACCUCUGAACACCUCCCCAGAGCUUGACCUCACCAUAGGCCAGAGAAACGCGGUGAGCAGGAACGGAACCGCGGGGGAGAUCGACGGGAAAGAGCCGAGCAUUCUGUCCUGCGUUUCAAGUAAACCCAAAGAGCAAGUGGAACGACCCUCUUCCUUGUUCGAUGAGAACAGAGUUCUGAGCGGGGGCCAGCAGCACAUUAGCAAUGCUAAUUGUGUACCAGGGGAUGGAGAGUCCUUCUCUCCUGCCUCUUAUUGUAACUCCACAGGAUCCGAGACAACGCAUGACCUGGGCCUUCUGGCCGGGGCGGGACAGGGAACAGACUGGCAGGAACAGGACACAAUUCGAGGAAAUGCUGGGCCGGAAUCGUCUCAAGAGCAGUGGGACUGCGGGGUCAGGGCUGUCCAGGCUCGAAAGGAUGAGCCGGAUUUGGUGAUCGAAGUAGGCGGGAGGAAAAUCCGGGCGCACAAAUCCACCCUGGCGGAGAAGAGCGACUAUUUCAAGGCACGGCAAUCUCGCGACAUCCUGAAGGUGAAAGGGGUGAGCUACAAGACCAUGUCCAUUUUGAUAGGAUAUGUUUAUACCUGCCGGAUAGAAGUGAACAAAGACAAUAUGGUGGAGGUCAUCACCGGGGCGAAAAUCCUACAGAUACCGUGCGCGGUGCAAGCAGCUAUGGACACCGUGUCGGACCAGAUCACCGCCGAGAACUGCUACGAAAUUCUGUCCAUAGCCAAAAAACAGAGGUUGAGCGACCUAAAGGAGACGGUGUAUCGAUUCAUGAGCGACAACUUCCUGCGGGUACUGAGGGACCCCGCUGUGUACGGCCGUUUAACGGGGUCGGAACGCGACCUGAUUCUGAAGACCAGGUUGGAAGGGAAGAAAUCCUUGAUGGUGGCCGAGAUCAGCGACGUCUACGAUCGGGUCGGGAGUAGACCUCCGAGCCGCAACAACAGCCGGCCCCAGAGCCCUCUGUCUGUGGCGUCCUGCGACGACCUCCGUAUGAUUCAUUACUACAAUGAAGAAACCGACGAUUGGACGUCCCUCACGCUGAUGCCGGAAGACGUCAACACGAAAGGUUGCGGAAUUUGUACCAUGUACAACUACCUGUUUGUGGCUGGUGGAAUAAGGGGGUCUGGAGAUAAAGGCAAGGCAUCGGACAAGGUCUUCUGCUACAACCCGGUGACGGACAGCUGGAGCGAGGUCCGACCACUCAACCAAGCCCGGGCUCAGCUCAAGCUGGUCUCCGCAGAUGGCUACCUGUACGCCAUAGGAGGGGAGUGUCUGUUCACCGUGGAGAAGUACGACCCUCGGAUGGACAGGUGGACCUCCGUGGCCGCUUUGCCUAAGGGAGCGUUUGCUGUGGCCCACGAGGCCACCACCUGCAAUGGCGAGGUGUACGUGUCGGGCGGCUCGCUGUUUUACCGUCUGCUCAAGUACGACCCCAAGAGGGACGAGUGGCAGGAGUGUCCCUACAACAACAGCCGCAAGCGCUCGACGGACAUGGUGGCGCUCAAGAACUUCAUCUACCGCUUCGACGUCAACCGCGAGCAGGGAGUGAACGUUUUCAAGUACAACGCGAUUGUGAAGAUGUGGCGGGACUGUACGUCCCUGCCGCAGGCCAACCCCCAGCCCUUCAGGUGUGCCGUCAUUGGGAGCAGCGUCUACUGCAUCAACCGCUCCCAGGCCCUCCAUUUUGUGGUGGGGGAGGAGGAGGCACACUUUGCACCGGAGCAGCUGAAGGCCCCUGUUGAGGCCAAAGGAGUCCUCUUCCCAUUUGUCCUGAGCCUGCCGGAGAGGGCUGACAGAAAUGCAUGACCCAACAAAAAUUUGGCUAUGCACUCACUGCUCCCCCUCGUGUACCCUCAAGGAGGCACUAACUAAGCAAGAGGAUUGUGAUAUAUGACUGAUUAUUAAUUUAAGCACAUUUGCCGUUUUGUUUUAGGUGGUUUGACAUGUCUUAUUUAAAUGCUCAGUUCUUGAAUAUUUUUCUUUGCAUGGCUUGCUUAAAAGAUUGUAUGUGGUAUGGGACAGGCCUUAAAAAGGAAAUAGUUUAAUAUAUAGGAUGUGUAUGACAAAACAAAAUGUUCUUUGAUUUGCAGUAACAGUAUAUAUCUCCAGAUACACUGAUGUUUUGUUCCUGUAUAUGUUUUGAUUUGUGCACCUUUGUAAUUGCUCUUAAUUCAGAAUAGAUUUUUUUUUUUUUUAAGGAUAGAAUUUUGCUGGCAGCAUACGCUAAAUUAAUAAAUCAAAGACUCAUAGCCGAAUGUCAAAAUAACCUUCUUAGUUAUCCUGUUUAAAGACAGAUUUAGAAUCAGCUAGAACUGAUAAAUUGUGCUAAAAGUGAUCGAAUCAAAAACAAAAGUCUUCAUUGAAAAUGAAAUAUUUGUAUUCCAAGGGAGAUGGUGAAACGGACAAAUAGACUCACAGGUGAUCACAUAAGUUCAGUUUACCAAAAAUAAACUGGAAGAGAAACAUGAUAUAUCCAUUGUGGUGAUAUAACACUGUUUUAACUGGUAAGAUAUUACAAGUUGAACACAACUCAGUUGAAAGUCUCUGCUGAUAUAGCCUAAUUACACAUUAUAAACAUUGAUACCACCUCAGUUCCAAACCACCUCUAACCUUCUGUUAAAGUUCAGUGUUAUCAUUAUAUGCAUUAAGGUUGUUCUCCCCUUAACUGUUAUUCUUUGUAGUUCUGGACAUCACUCUUUAUUUUGCUAUGUGCAGAAUGUUAUACAGUAACUUGAUGUGUUCAUUCAUAGUAAUGAAACAGAAGCAACUUCCUUUGCAGGCCUAAAAAAGGUUAACGUAUAACAAAGUUUUCUAUUUAUUCUAUUUUUUUAACCAGACCUUUCAUUCAAAGUCUAUGUGGCUUAACACAUUUUCACAAUCGCACUGUCAGAAACACUGGACAAAAUACAGUGAAAGAACAAAAAAUAAACCCAAAGCCAAUUGAGGGUAGAAACUGCAAAUUAUUUUCGGAAACAGCGGUCAAGACUCUCCACGGGGGAAAGAUGGGGAACGUUGAAUAAUGGUCUGCUCAAUAUAACACGCUCAGCAACAAGAGAGCACAAUUAUGUGUUAAGAAUACAUUCUCCUUUAGUAUGGUGAAGCCCAGCAUGUAAGGAACGUUACUGCCCUCUUGUGUCUCAACUCUGUACUGAUGAUAAAGUUGCCCAAACGCGGACCUCAAGCUGCCAGCACCAAUAUAUCUGCGUGACCGAAUCCACAACUCCACGGCACCUUUUUGAGCCUCUCAUGCACAUUACACAGAGGACAGGUGAGCGUGGUGCAUGGGUGCAUGGCAUGCCCGGUUUCUGGCCUGCUGUACCAAAAUAAGCACUUUUCCUUAGUUUUUAGCAACAGUUCUAUUCUUUUCGCAUGCCAAAAUCCUUAGCAGAAGCGAGGGUUAUACAAGCUACUUUUAACCUGCCGUUUUUUGUCUAUCUUUGAGAUUUUUUGAAUUCAGUAAUUAUGUUGGCAUCUAUGAGAUAUCUCCACAAACUGAUUUUAAUCAGCAAUGUAAUUUUAUUUUGCCGUGUCACAGUCCUGUCUGAAAAACAUGAGGGAGCCAGUGGCUGUGGAUGAUUUAUUGGGGUUUGCUUAUUGCUGGCUGGAUUCAUUGUAUUGUUAUGGAUUAAUACCCAAAGGCAGCUUGGUGUACUGAUAAAAUGUAUGUCUUUUGAAGGUCGCAUUAAUCUUACUGUUGGUUGCUUUCACACCUAGUUCAUGCUAUUGUUAAUUUCUUUAUUAGAUAAAAUGAGUUUGACUUGCAGCAUCCUAGUUCACCUUCGAGUACAGUAGGUGGCAGUAUUGUGCCUUUGACAUCUAGUUUUCUAUUUAGCAUAAAUGAAGAACACGACAAUAUCAACACAAUAAAAAUCUGCAGGAAACCGAACCUGCAAACAAAAUCUCGCAGAAUAUUUUGCAUAUUCCUAAACAAAAUGCUGAACCUUGAACUGGAAGAGAUCUGCUGCUAGUGGUGGUGUUCUAUGUUCAUACACGCACACAAUGAGCAAGAGAAAGCUUGAACAUGCGUUAAAUGAACCAAACUGAAGCAGUUAAACGAACACAUCCCAUCUUAUCAAAUUAGGUGUGAAAGCCACCUUUGUGCAGGCCACAUGCUUACUGAUGACUCUGUUUAAUUGCAGCACACUAAUGCAGGCUUCUUUUUUUUACUGUUGAAUGGUGUAUUUCAGUCAAAAGGAGGUCGAGCAAAUAAAAUACAAUGGUCCUUUAGUA
Messenger RNA from Conger conger (European conger), 5268 nucleotides. RefSeq names its product kelch repeat and BTB domain-containing protein 11. The transcript is spliced from 2 exons. The coding region runs from base 730 to 2844 and encodes 704 amino acids. The record is from RefSeq and is a predicted model, not a curated record. Gene Ontology annotation, molecular function: protein binding. NCBI's taxonomy places the organism in Eukaryota, Metazoa, Chordata, Actinopteri, Anguilliformes, Congridae.